UCAAUCGUACACAAUAACGUGUACACUUUCGACAUUGAUAUUUCGAUAUUUGAAAUGUUUUAAUGAUUAAUAUCCAUUAAUAAUGGUUGAUGAAGGCACUAAGAGGACUUUGAGCAGCAUCCCUUUACUGCAGACAAAAGCAGGACCCAGGGACAAGGAGCUAUGGGUGAACAGAUUAAAAGAAGAGUACCAAGCGCUCAUAAAGUACGUACAGAACAACAAGUCUGCUGAUAAUGACUGGUUCCGUCUCGAGUCUGACAAAACCGGGACCAGAUGGUUCGGCAAAUGCUGGUUUGUUCAUAACCUCCUGAAGUAUGAGUUUGACCUUGAGUUUGAUAUACCGAUAACAUAUCCAAAGACCGCACCAGAAAUAGCCCUACCCGGUCUUGACGGUAAGACAGCGAAGAUGUACCGAGGUGGCAAGAUAUGCCUCACUGAUCAUUUCAAGCCGUUGUGGGCGAGGAACGUGCCGAGGUUUGGGAUUGCCCAUGCCAUGGCUCUUGGGCUGGGUCCCUGGCUGGCGGUGGAAAUACCGGAGAUGAUCGAGAAAGGCGUUGUCACGUACAAAGAGAAGACUGAGGAAGCGAAAUGAACAAAUUGAACAUUGUAUAUAAAAUUAUAUGUAAAUAAAAUUAUUGUAUAUAUUUGUAUGA
This is a messenger RNA of Bombyx mandarina (wild silkworm), 653 nucleotides long. RefSeq names its product Ubiquitin-fold modifier conjugating enzyme 1 (gene Ufc1). Gene Ontology annotation, molecular function: UFM1 conjugating enzyme activity. NCBI's taxonomy places the organism in Eukaryota, Metazoa, Arthropoda, Insecta, Lepidoptera, Bombycidae. Gene Ontology annotation, cellular component: cytoplasm. The record is from RefSeq and is a predicted model, not a curated record. Gene Ontology annotation, biological process: protein K69-linked ufmylation.